AUGUCGAAGCCGACGAAGGGUGCUCCUGCUGAUUCUGCUGGUUCCUCCGUUGGCGGACCGGAAGCAUCAAAUGAUGAUGCGAAAGUAGCAUCAGCGAGUAUUCUUGGUGGUCUGGGCAAAGUGUCAUCGCUAACACAAAACUCACUUGGAAAAGCUACGGAUUUAACUACAAAGCAUUUGACGAAAGCUACAGAUGUAACUACAAAACAUUUGACAAAAGCGACAGAUGCAACAACGAAACAAAUUGGGUCGGCUCUCAAGCAAUCAGAAGAGGCCUACGAAACGAGUCAAUGGUGUUUCUUGGCCCGCUUCAUUGGUCAAUUUCCAAAGUAUUUUCCUCGAGUAUUUUCACUCACCUUUGGUGUACUCGUUCCGUUGUGGUUCCUCAUUCUAAUCUCGGCUGGAUUUGGAAUCAUUCUCGCAGAUUAUGAAGCUACAGAAGAAAGAAUAUCGAAUCAUGACAUCUUGGCAAGUCGAGCAAGAAUCAAUAAAACUUUCGUGGAGAGGAAUGAUAUAGGAGGUCUUCCUGUUGAUUGCUUCAUCCAAUAUUUGAGUCAAUCCAAUCGAUCGCUUUUUGAAGAACGAAUCAACUUGUAUCUCCUUGCUUCUUCCCGAUUCGAGGAACUGGAAGCAUUAAACGAAACCAACAUGACAGAUCCUUACUUGAACUUUACCACGGUCAAUGGCACGGAGACGAUACAAGGCAGCACAAAUAUCUUCAGCAGCAUCGCCAAUGCCAACGCAACCAAUGUCACGUUGGGCCUCGACAGCAACAGCACUGCGAAUCACACCAUCUUUUCUCCCAUCAUGAAUUAUACACUUGACGAUGUAGUCACGGAAACCGAACAGGACAUCUUGAUGUACAUAACCCAGUGCCAAGCAAAGCAAACUGCUGAUAUUCAGAUAUAUCUCGAGGACGAAGCCAAUUACGGUGAAAGCAGUACAAGUUCUUUGUCUUUCAAUUGGAACCGUUGUUACGCCAAAGAAAUCAAUGAGGUGUGGGGUUCCACGAGAUUUGUCUUCUUUCCUCCUCCUGAGUUGAUCGAGGCUUCGCAUCCUUCGCAACAAGAAGCUGCCGUGGAGACCGAGUUCGUCCGGAUCCUCAAUGAAUCAGAGAAGGCGUGUCUCGGUGAUGGUGGAGACGAAGAAGAAUGCUUUGAACAAGCUUUGGAGGACGCCGCUGGGGCUGCUGGGGAUGUUUGUCAUGAUAAUGUGGAGGGCACAAGCUGGUUUUUCUUCACCAUUAUGACCACAGUCGGGUAUGGAAACCAAGCUCCCGUAACAGAUGAAGGCCGUCUCCUUAUUUACAUUGCUGGGAUCGCAUGUUUGAUUCUGUUUGCGGCAGUUUUAGGUUCUUCAGGUUACAUCAUACUUGCAAUCUUUGAUGACUUUGUUGAUCGAUUUCGGCUGUCCCGCUUUCUACAGUAUCCUUCAGUCGGUGUUCUACUAUGGGGAGGAAUUUGGAUUGGUUGGGCUUAUGGCAUUGCCACCGAUGCGGACUACUGGUGGGCUGAACGACUCCCUGACUUUGAUGUCGAUCGAGACGACUCGCUAUGGUUUGCGUUCAUUUCCACAUCUACCAUUGGUCUUGGUGACUACUUUUUGCAACCUGAAGUCAUGUUUGCAAGUGACGCCUUGAAAUUCAGCGCUGCUUUUUUGAUUGGGUUCGUCUUCCUAUCAACCUUUCUGAACAAGAUUGGUGAAUUCCUCUUUUCAAUACUCCCAAAGCGAGACAACAGUCUAGAAACUAGGCUGCAGAAGACCAACAUCUUCUUUUGGAAGCACUGGCCCUGUAUGAACUAUAUCAAAUCGGACUAUCUCCGAUCCAUUGGGUACAACGAGGAUUCGGAAGAAACCGAUGAAACAUUGGAUAAGCUGCAACCAAGUCAGAACCAGAUCGAACGGGUUAAAUUGGUCAAGUCACUCUUGCAGAAUCAAAGCCUUCCUCCUCCACUGAACACCAUGCAUGCUGAUAAUGAAGAAGAAAAGACUAUGGAAGACUUGCUGGACGAGGAGGAGCUAAUAUUGAAAGCACUGCUGGAAUCAAUUCCGCAAAGGCGCAAUGAAAUGCGAGAUGCUACUAGGGGAGCUAGCCCAGCAGUGAAGGCAAAACCACUGAUGACGGGAUUGGUGCCGUUGCCAGAUGAUGACGACGAUGUGUUGUCCGCGUAG
This is a messenger RNA of Cylindrotheca closterium, 2172 nucleotides long. The record is from the annotation of a GenBank genome assembly. NCBI's taxonomy places the organism in Eukaryota, Bacillariophyta, Bacillariophyceae, Bacillariales, Bacillariaceae.